GAGGCAUCACUGGAGGAGCAAGAGUUCAUGGAGGUGUGGGGGAAGAAAGCCAAGGAGCUCUAUGGCAGCAUCUGGAGCAACUUCAGUGACACACAGCUGAGGAAAAUCAUCAGCUCCAUCCAGACCCUGGGACCCUCCAACCUGCCCCUGGACAAGAGAGAGCAGUACAACACCAUCCUGAGCGACAUGGACAAAAUCUACUCCACAGCCAAGGUGUGUCUGGCCAACAGUACCUGCUGGGAGCUGGAGCCAGACAUCUCGGACAUCAUGGCCACCUCCCGCAGCUACAAGAAGCUGCUCUACGCCUGGGAGGGGUGGCACAACGCCGCAGGCAACCCUCUGCGCGCCAAGUACGAGGAGUUCGUGCAGCUGAGCAACGAGGCCUAUCAGAUGGAUGGAUUUGAGGACACAGGCAGCUACUGGCGCUCCUGGUACGACUCAGCCUCCUUUGAGGAUGACCUGGAGCACCUCUACAACCAGGUGGAGCCUCUCUACCUCAACCUGCACGCCUUCGUCCGGAGGAAGCUGUACGACCGCUAUGGCUCCAAAUACAUCAACCUGAAGGGCCCCAUCCCUGCUCACCUCCUGGGCAACAUGUGGGCUCAGCAGUGGAACAACAUCUAUGACUUGAUGAUCCCCUACCCUGACAAGCCCAACCUCGAUGUCACAAGCACCAUGGUGCAGCAGGGCUGGAACGCCACGCACAUGUUCCGGGUCUCGGAGGAGUUCUUCACCUCCCUGGGGCUGCUGGAGAUGCCCCCUGAAUUCUGGGACAAGUCCAUGCUGGAGAAGCCAGCGGACGGGCGGGAGGUGGUGUGUCACGCCUCGGCCUGGGACUUCUACAACCGCAAGGACUUCAGGAUCAAGCAGUGCACGACAGUGACCAUGGAGCAGCUGUUCACGGUGCACCAUGAGAUGGGCCACAUCCAGUACUACCUGCAGUACAAGGACCAGCCAGUCUCCUUCCGCAGCGGGGCCAAUCCCGGCUUCCAUGAGGCCAUCGGCGAUGUCAUGUCCCUGUCUGUGUCCACCCCCAGCCACCUCAAGGAAAUCGGUCUCCUCAACAGUGCCGCUGAGGACACAGAGAGCAACAUCAACUACCUGCUGAAGAUGGCCUUGGAGAAGAUCGCCUUCCUGCCCUUCGGCUACCUCAUCGACCAGUGGCGCUGGAACGUGUUCAGUGGCCGCACACCCCCGAGCCGCUACAACUACGACUGGUGGUAUCUGAGAACCAAAUACCAGGGUAUCUGUGCUCCGAUUUCAAGGAACGAAAGCAACUUUGACCCUGGAGCAAAGUAUCACAUCCCUGGGAAUACCCCUUACAUCAGGGAAGUGUUGAAAGCUGGGUCUUCCAAGUCAUGGCAGGAAAUCCUGUUCAACCUCACUGGCACGGAUAAGAUGGAUGCUGGGGCCCUCCUGGAGUACUUCAGCCCUGUCACUGAGUGGCUUCAGGAGCAGAACAACAAGACCAAUGAGGUGCUGGGCUGGCCUGAGUUUGACUGGCGUCCCCCUAUCCCUGAAGGCUACCCUGAGGGCAUUGACAAAAUAUCAGACGAAGCACAAGCUAAAGAGUUCCUGGCCGAGUACAACAGCACAGCUGAGGCAGUGUGGAAUGCCUACACCGAGGCAUCCUGGGCCUACAACACCAACAUUACCGACCACAACAAGGAGAUCAUGCUGGAGAAGAACUUGGCCAUGUCCAGGCACACACUUGAGUACGGCAUGAGGGCCAGGCAGUUCGACCCCUCCGACUUCCAGGACCAGAGUGUCACACGCAUCCUCAGGAAGCUGAGUGUCAUUGAGAGGGCAGCCCUGCCCGAGGAUGAGCUGAAGGAGUAUAACACCCUCCUCUCAGAUAUGGAGACCACAUACAGCAUAGCCAAGGUCUGCAGAGAGAACAAAACCUGUCACCCACUGGAUCCUGACCUCACAGACAUCAUGGCCACCUCACGGGACUAUGAUGAGCUCCUCUUUGUCUGGAAGGGCUGGCGGGAUGCUUCUGGGAAGCAGAUCAAGAACAACUACAAGCGAUACGUGGAACUGAGCAACAAGGCAGCCGUGCUCAACGGCUACUCAGAUAAUGGGGCCUUCUGGAGAUCCCUGUAUGAGACAUCCACCUUCGAGGAAGACCUAGAGAGGUUGUACCUGCAGCUGCAGCCCCUGUACCUCAAUCUACAUGCCUACGUACGCCGAGCCUUGUACAGAAAGUAUGGUGGAGAGCACAUAAACCUGAAGGGUCCCAUCCCUGCUCAUCUGCUAGGCAACAUGUGGGCGCAGUCAUGGUCCAACAUUUUCGACCUGGUGAUGCCUUUCCCAGAUGCCACCAAGGUGGAUGCCACCCCGGCCAUGAAACAACAGGGCUGGACUCCCAAGAGGAUGUUUGAAGAGUCGGACCGUUUCUUCACCUCUCUGGGCCUCAUCCCUAUGCCAGAGGAGUUCUGGGACAAGUCCAUGAUCGAGAAGCCAGCAGAUGGGCGGGAGGUGGUGUGUCAUGCCUCAGCCUGGGACUUCUACAACCGCAAGGACUUCAGGAUCAAGCAGUGCACCGUGGUGAACAUGGACGACCUGAUCACGGUGCACCAUGAGAUGGGCCACGUCCAGUACUUCCUGCAGUACAUGGACCAGCCCAUCUCCUUCCGUGACGGGGCCAACCCUGGCUUCCAUGAGGCUGUUGGGGAUGUCAUGGCCUUGUCUGUCUCCACCCCAAAACACUUGCACAGCAUCAACCUGCUGGACCAAGUCACAGACAACACAGAGAGUGACAUUAACUACCUGAUGAGCAUCGCCCUGGACAAAAUCGCCUUCCUGCCCUUCGGGUACCUCAUGGACCAGUGGCGCUGGAAGGUCUUUGAUGGGCGGAUCAAGGAGGAUGAGUACAACCAGGAGUGGUGGAACCUCAGGUUGAAGUACCAGGGCUUGUGCCCACCAACACCAAGGUCUGAAGAUGACUUUGACCCCGGUGCAAAGUUUCACAUCCCUGCCAAUGUUCCCUACAUCAGGUACUUCGUCAGCUUCGUGAUCCAGUUCCAGUUCCACCAGGCACUGUGUGCGGCAGCCAAGCACACAGGUCCCCUGCACACGUGUGACAUCUACCAGUCCAAGGAGGCUGGGAACAUCCUGGGGGAGGCCCUGAAGCUGGGAUUCAGCAAGCCAUGGCCCGAAGCCAUGGAGCUCAUCACGGGGCAGCCCAAUAUGUCAGCUGAUGCUCUGAUGAGCUACUUUGAGCCGCUCAUGACAUGGCUGGUGAAUGAGAAUGAGAAGAAUGAGGAGGUCCUGGGCUGGCCUGAGUACAGCUGGACUCCCUACACAGCCACUACAGCCCAAGCCGGCUCCAGCCGAACUGAUUUCCUGGGCAUGUCCCUGGCCAGCAAUCAAGCCACAGCAGGCAGCUGGGUCCUGCUCGCCCUGGCACUCGUCUUCCUCAUCACCACCAUCUACUUGGGUGUCAAGUUCUCCUCAGCCAGGAGAAAGACCUUCAAAUCCAGCUCAGAAAUGGAACUGAAAUAA
Molecule: messenger RNA, 3507 nt
Organism: Nestor notabilis (Kea)
Lineage: Eukaryota; Metazoa; Chordata; Aves; Psittaciformes; Psittacidae
Gene: ACE
Product: angiotensin I converting enzyme
Exons: 23
Coding region: 28-3507 (1159 amino acids)
Biological process (GO): proteolysis
Cellular component (GO): plasma membrane
Molecular function (GO): metallopeptidase activity; peptidyl-dipeptidase activity
Source: RefSeq, a predicted model, not a curated record